UAGCUGUAAGCACCCAGAAUGAAAGGAAGGAACUGCCCCAACUAGCUGGCUGUAAGCGCCCAGAAUGAGAGGAAGGAACUGCCCCCACUAGCUGUAAGCGCCCAUAAUGAAAGGAAGGAACUGCCCCAACUAGCUGUAAGCGCCCAGAAUGAGAGAUCCACAGAGACAGAAGGAAAGAAAUUAAAAGAAGAAGAGAAAGAAGAUGUGAUAGAGACGGUCAAAGGUCAGAGAACAGGCAUGAUCAUUGACCUACACCGCACAGUAGGUCAAUUAGAAACGGAGGAUGGUAGAAGGUUAUUCUUCAACAGUAAACAAUGUUACCUUUAUGGGAUCUGUUUGAAGGAUGUGGAACUCUGGCAUAUAUUAUCUAUUGGAUUGGAUGUAGAAUAUGAUGAAGGUCGCAGAGGUGUUAACAGCGUGUGGAUUGGUCAGCCGUUAGAGUCGACUGAACUCCGUCUCGCUAUUGAGAACUGGUGUGAUGAGAAUAACGUGCCCUCAUCUUCAACUGAGGCCCUG
Messenger RNA from Homarus americanus (American lobster), 516 nucleotides. RefSeq lists its product as uncharacterized. NCBI's taxonomy places the organism in Eukaryota, Metazoa, Arthropoda, Malacostraca, Decapoda, Nephropidae. The record is from RefSeq and is a predicted model, not a curated record.